This is a messenger RNA of Aplosporella prunicola CBS 121167, 1138 nucleotides long. RefSeq lists its product as uncharacterized. Gene Ontology annotation, cellular component: nucleus; cytoplasm. The record is from RefSeq and is a predicted model, not a curated record. NCBI's taxonomy places the organism in Eukaryota, Fungi, Ascomycota, Dothideomycetes, Botryosphaeriales, Aplosporellaceae. The transcript has 3 exons. The coding region runs from base 195 to 1085 and encodes 296 amino acids. Gene Ontology annotation, molecular function: protein binding.
GGAAGGUGACCCCAAGUUCUAGCUUUUCACUCCUUUCUAUAAAUGGGCUGGCAGUUACCCCACUACAUUGGUCUGUCAUAAAGGCCCAACGUUCCACUACGAGACUACUUCUCAAUAAUGGGGGUGACUCUAAUGCAAAGGCUGCUGAUGGAAGCACCCCACUACAUUGGUCAGUUAGAGCGGGAAAUGUUUACAUGACACUACUACUUCUCGAUGCUGGGGGUGAUGUCAAUACAAGGACGGCUAACGGAAGCACUCCCCUACAUUGGUCGGCCAGAGCGGGAAAUCCUCGAACCAUGGAACUACUGCUUCGGAAUGGAAGUGACCAUAAGAAAAUUACGACUGACGGAAGCACCCCUCUGCAUUGGGCCGUAGCUUACGCCAAUUUUGAUGGAGUUGUCAACCUCCUAUUUGAAGCAGGUGUCAAUCUCAGAACAUCAGCUUCUUCGGAAAUUGGGCGUACAGCUGUACAAGCUGCAGUCGCGAAUGGUCAUUUAAGGGUUGCUGAGCUGCUCGUAGAGGCCGGGGCAGAUGGCAAAAUUCCAGCGACUGUGGAAGGUGGGAAGUUAGCCGACCAGGCUGCUUCCAGCCAGACAAUAACAAACCUCGGAAGUCCGAAUACGACCUUUAAGUUGUCUUUCUCUGAGCCCAAAAGCUCUAAUGUGUAUGAUAAGGUGGAGGAUGGACUGGACAUUCCAUGGCGGCUAGGGCUGCGGAGCGACCUCUGGGACUUCAUUGAUGACAAAGUCUUCAGUACGAAUUCGAAGUUAGCGCCGGAAGUAGCUUUCACUAACCACACUGCUUGGACGGAGAUCAUGCAAACAUGGGUGAUCAAGGAGGCUCUUGAGGAGGCACACUACAGCUUCAAGCAGGUACAGAAUAAGGUGACAGAUGAAAGAGGUAUAAGGACUGAGGCGUUCUUUCGCAUUGAGAUGGCUUUGAAAUAUCCCGACGUCCGCUUCCUCAUCGAUCGCUCAAUCAACCUCUAUCGCGCCUCUCAGGAGGUUGCGGACUUGACAGUGAACGGAGACAGCUGGGGAUAUGAAAUCGAAAGGGAGAUCAGCCGAACAGAGACAAAAGAAUGAUGCAUACAUUGCUAUGCCUUGAACCUCAGUUUCGAGAUUAGACGAAUGCUUUC